AUGAACUCAUUAGUAGCAGAUUAUGGAGACGAAACAGACACUGAUUCGUUGGAAAGUGAUCACAAUCUAGAUGAAAACGCUAAGGAUAUGAAGUCAGUUGAUGAGUAUAAAACUGAGAAUAAGCUUCCUGCACCAAGAUUUAAAGAUACUGGUAUUAUCAAUGAAUCUGUCUUCAGAAAUCCUUACUUGGAAGCUGAACGAGCUAAAUGUGCAGUAUUAGAAAAACAUGUGAAAAUGGUUCCUGCCAAGGACCACCUCACAAAAGUUAACGGAAAAAAUAUAUGUUGGAUGAACAAAAAAGGUCGUUGUCGUUUUGGAAAUAAAUGUAAAUUUGCUCACGAUUCAGAAUUAUUUAAUGGUCCAAAUAUAAUAGAUGAAGACAAAUCAAAUAUGGAGAGUUCAAAAUUAAAUAAAAAAAUGAAAAGACCUGGACUAUCACAAACUUUAAUACCAGGAAAAAAAAUACUUAAAAUAUUUAAAAAAACAGAAAUGUCUAAUGUGCAUUCAUAA
Macrosiphum euphorbiae (potato aphid) is the source of this 510-nucleotide messenger RNA. The record is from the annotation of a GenBank genome assembly. Lineage: Eukaryota; Metazoa; Arthropoda; Insecta; Hemiptera; Aphididae.